This is a messenger RNA of Anguilla anguilla (European eel), 528 nucleotides long. RefSeq names its product NADH:ubiquinone oxidoreductase subunit A2 (gene ndufa2). The coding region runs from base 55 to 357 and encodes 100 amino acids. The transcript is spliced from 3 exons. The record is from RefSeq and is a predicted model, not a curated record. Lineage: Eukaryota; Metazoa; Chordata; Actinopteri; Anguilliformes; Anguillidae.
AACGUCAUUGGUUUUCAAAGCUGUGCGGGCGGAGAUUCGGAAACCUACAACAUCAUGGCUGCCGCUACUGUGAGGAGCAUCGGCGCUAACCUUGCGAAAAACCUCCGAGAGGUUCGCUUACAUUUAUGUCAGACAUCAGCCGCAAGUCAAGGAGCCAGGGAUUUCGUGGAGCACCACUAUGUAACGUUGAAGAAGGCUAACCCCGACUUCCCAAUUUUGAUCAGGGAAUGUUCCGGGGUGCAACCCAAACUCUGGGGAAGAUACGAUUUUGGAAAGGAGCAAAGUGUGGCUCUGAGCAACCUGAAUGUUGACCAAGUAGCCACGGCUCUGGAGACCCUUAACAACGCCAAACCAUGAAGACACGCGAUCAGCAGGAAUUCAGUACGGCUUCGUUUUAUGAAGACUUUGGGUUGGAAGGGGUUCUACAAAUCCCAAGAUUUAGAGUGUUAUACUGGAAUGCAUUCUGUAAUUAUACACUUUUCUUGCUAUAAUAUACUAUAAUAAAACUGCGAGAGCAGUCGUACAAAA